AAUUUAUAGGUUGCAGUCUUCUGAAAUUAACACCAAAAGAAAUCAGAAUGUUGUUUGUGGUUUUCUUCAGUCUUAUCAUCAGCAAUGAAGCACAGGAAGAAAAGAGUAAAGUUUAUUUUAAUUUAUACAUUUAUUGUUCUAAUGUUAGUAGCUUGAAACUAUGACCUCAAUAUUAAGUUAUAUCAUUAUUAAUACCUUUUUAAAUUCAAAACGUGUUAUGCAAUGACUAAGUGAGAAAUAGUAACCUAGAAUAAUCUACUACAGAAAAUUAAGUUAAGAUAGUCCAUUAAAGUCCUUUAAAGCUAGGCUAGUCUAUAAAUAUCUUAGGAUAGGAUAGUCUAUUAGAUUUAUUAAGAUAGGAAAGUCUAUUACAUUCUAUUAAGAAAGGAUAGUCCAUUAGAGUCCUUUAUGAUAGGAUAGCUCAUUAGAGAUAUUAAGAUGGCAUAGUACAUUUGUGUCAUUUAAUAAAGUAUAGUUUAUUAGAGUCAUUUAUGAUAAGAUAGUACAUUAAAGUUAUUAAGAUGCGAUUGUACAAUGGAAUCAUAUAAUAUGUGAUAGUCCGCAAAAGCAUUGCUGCUCGCAAUGUAGACACAGGUUUUACCUCUACACGGCGCGUACCUUUCAGUGGACCUCAAGUCCAAGCUCAUUCUGGUUCAACAGGAUGAGUUGGAAAAAACGACAUAAACCUAACCUCCCAAAAAUUUCUUCGACUACCACUAAGGCACACUUUAAAAAAGGCAAAGGCAUUUUCCGGAGGUAAACUGGGCACAGUACGAAACUUAGACCGAAGACAAACGUUCAGACCGUACAGGAAAAAGAAUUCUGAAGGCGCUGGUUGAUAAAUGAGCAAAAAAAAAAUGCUGACAUAAUGAAACAUGCAUAAUCAUUUGGGCAAAAAAAAAAAAAACGCAAAAAUUACCAAUUUAAACAUUGCCUGUAAAACCUGGACAACUGGCGUUUUGCCAAAGGCGGGGCAAUGAGCAUUGAUUGUCCCAAUUCCCAAAGAAGAUAAACCAAGUGAUCAACCGUCGAGCUAGUGGCGUACAUUGAAUAAAUGUCACCAAUGAUUGCCCACCCCGAGCAUACAUCUGUUACAUAAGGUUCGUAAAAGAACAAACUAAUAAAAGUUGCACGAAGCUAGAUGUGCCCAUGCGUCUUAGUUUAAAUCCUGAAAAUUAUGGAAAAUUAGGUAUGUUGUAAUUUCACUAACGAGAAAAUGCUCAACUUCGUAAUGAUUUAAAUUAAGAAUGUAUAGGUUAGCGCGUCUUCAUGACUUACAUGAGGUAAAGGCUCGAAUGAAAUAGUUGGGGAAUGAGGAUUGGGUCAUUCCAAACGCUGGUCGAAUGGACAUUGUGUAGUCAGCCAAGAAGGGCAGCUACUCUUGGGGAAAAGGUAAAACGAAAAUAUUAACAGCUUCUGAUGGAUUUAUUUGCUAUUUUUUAAAUUUAUUUUUCAUUUAAAUAAUUUAACUAUGGAAAAUAUUUAGCGUUGACAUGUGUAUGAUGUUUCUUUGUUAAUUACUUUACCAUGGCACACAACAAGACAAAUUCAUGAUGAAUUCACACAAUAAAGAUUAUGGUCUCAAGGCUAACAUUUUUCCUUAUUUCAUUGGUCGCAGAAUUUUUUUAAAAUGUAAAGUACGCUGGAACGAAAAACUAAAACUAAAAAAUAACACUGAUAUCGUACUGAUAAAGGCUUUUACCGAAAAAAAUUACAUUUGACACUUGUUUUAUCAUAAAUCUUAAGAUUUAUUUGUUUUAUUUACACGAAUUCUUUGUUCAACUGACCAUUUACGAAACAUUCAAAUGAUCAACUUAGAAAAAAAAAAGGAAAACUUUCCCAGUCUUGAUUUGAUACCUGAUUUACGUCUCUGGAAUCUCUAAGACAACCCUUGCUGUGUAUAGACCAUAUGGACCUACACAUUGGUCACUAAUUCAUGUGUCACAGAACUCUGUUUUUUUGUAUUGGAAGUGUCACACUUAAAUUAUGUUACACGUCUACAGCCACUUCUGACAAAUAUUCACAAAUACCAAGCUUGUUAUCUACAGCAGCUUAGCGUUGGAAUGACUUACAGCUCAAAAUUAAAAUUAUCAGAUCAAUAAAUCUGAGUGAAAAUCAAUCAAAACGUCAUAUGAACUCCAUUAUCAAGAGUAUUUAUAUAAAUAUUAAUUACUGAUGCCAUAUGUUACGCUAUUCGCAUGUAAGGAUGUUACAUUUUGUUAAAUGUACUUAUCAUUAGUUUUUCAAUCAAAACGUCAUAUGAACUCCAUUAUCAAGAGUAUUUAUAUAAAUAUUAAUUACUGAUGCCAUAUGUUACGCUAUUCGCAUGUAAGGAUGUUACAUUUUGUUAAAUGUACUUAUCAUUAGUUUUAUGAUUUUAAUUUAAGUCAAGUUAUAUUUUACCUGUAAAUUCGUCCAAUUUUUCAAUGGGCAUGAUUAUUACAUUGAUGUUGUUAAUAAUCAAACUACUUUCUAUUCCAAAGGAUGCACAAGAAUUGUUUGUGGGAUAGACAACCUAGAUGUUCCGAAAAAUUUUAUUACUAAAGAAUUUCCCAAAGAUUAUUGCACCCAUGCUAUCUAUUAUUCCGCGGGCAUUGUAGGAAAUGACUUGACAAAUAUGUUCAGCAAUGAAUUGUCAAAAGACAGAGUAAGAGGGUUGUAAGUACGAAAUAAUUACUCUUUUCUUUGUAGUAUCAUACUCAAUUCUCAUAUGUCUGUUUCAGGGAACGGGUACAUCAUUAGGUUAUAUCAUUCUGUAAUCGUUAAGGAACUUUAUAUCAUAAAUGGCAAUGGAUUAACUCAUAAAUAAUAUGUGACAUGACAUUAUAGACGUUGAUCACCAAAUUGGAUUUAUCACAAUGAGAAAAUUGCUAUAUUUUAAUAUCGAUUAGAAGCUGUGCCAAGUUUUUGUAAAGCUAUAGAAAAGAAUUUGAUGUUUGUAUUCAAACAAUUUUUAUUUGGGAUAAUUUAAUCCUAGGAGCAUUUUUAAGUGUCCGGGAACAGUGUACCUAUAACUUCCCAAAGUAGGCAAUGUGGCAACCAAAGCCAGUUUGACCCGGGUGCCCCCACUAAAUAUAAACGGAGUUAAUCUCAGGCUACUCCGAACCCUGGGUGUGUGCUUUUGGUCAGGCUACGCAAAAACCUUAGUGUAUGAUUUUGGUCAGACUUCGCCGAACCCUAAGUGUAUGCUUUUGGUCAAACUACGCCGAACCCUGGGUGUAUGCUUUUGGUAAGGCUACGCCCAAAACUUGAGUUUGGUCAAAUCUUAAUUUCCUCUGCCAUAAUCAAGGUAUGCCAUUGUCCAUGGGCUAAAUUUUCGGUUUACGAAUUUGUCAGUCUGCGCUGUUUUCUGUGUGCGCUAAUAUCGGUGUGCGCAUUUUUCCUGUGCGCAGCAAGGGCUUUGUUGAGCUAUAUGUUCGCGUUUAUUGUGUACGCAUUUAUCUUGUGCGCGUAUUUCUGGUCACCCAAAGUAUACUUUUGGUCAAAUAGUAGUUUUGUCCCUUGAUUAUAAAUAGAAAAAUAUAAACAAUUUUUUUUUUAAAAUUAAAGAGAAAAUAAAAUAAUUAUAUAAAGAUAAUGUAAAGAAAACCUUCAUGAUUUCUAAUAUCCAUUGGUUUAUUUUUCUAUGUACAAAAAUGCUGGUAGUGUAACUUUGAUAUGAAAUGGGAGGGGUGUUGUUAAAUCUUUGGUGAGGGGUCUAAGCCCCACCUAAGAAACUUUUUGAAGUGAGUUUUUGCUAUCCAAAGAUCAACAGAUGUUGAAGUGUCUCUUAUCCUAUUUUUAAAAAAUAAUUUUUAUAUCAAUUAUUAAUUUGUUUAACUAAGCCCAUGUCAUUAACAAAUAAAAAAUAAAAUCAUUUGGUACAAACAACAUUCAGUACGCCGAGAUGCAAAAUGGCAUAAUAAAAAUUUAGUGACAUAAUUGUAAAUACUGACCAAAAAUGAAUCGAAUUCAUUAUACAUAUGGAACAAAAUAUGUACUGACUUUAUUGUACAUAUUGAACAAAAAUGAAUUGAAAUCAGUAUACAUCUUGAAAAAAAUGUACUGACAUAUUUGUACAUAUUGAACACAAAUAAAUUGAAAGAAUAUACAUAUUGAACACACAUGUACUGGCAUCAUUAGACAUAUUGAAUACAAAUAUACUGACAUCAUAAUACAUAUUGAACACAAAUGUACUGACGUCAUUAGACAUAUUGAAUACAAAUAUACUGACAUCAUAAUACAUAUUGAACAUACAUGUACUGACAUCAUUAGACAUAUUGAAUACAAAUAUACUGACAUCAUAAUACAUUUUGAACACACAUGUACUGACAUCAUUAGACAUAUUGAAUACAAAUAUACUGACAUCAUAAUACAUAUUGAACACAAAUGUACUGACGUCAUUAGACAUAUUGAAUACAAAUAUACUGACAUCAUAAUACAUAUUGAACAUACAUGUACUGACAUCAUUAGACAUAUUGAAUACAAAUAUACUGACAUCAUAAUACAUAUUGAACACACAUGUACUGACAUCAUUAGACAUAUUGAAUACAAAUAUACUGACAUCAUAAUACAUAUUGAACACACAUGUACUGACAUCAUUAGACAUAUUGAAUACAAAUAUACUGACAUCAUAAUACAUAUUGAACACACAUGUACUGACAUCAUUAGACAUAUUGAAUACAAAUAUACUGACAUCAUAAUACAUAUUGAACACACAUGUACUGACAUCAUUAGACAUAUUGAAUACAAAUAUACUGACAUCAUAAUACAUAUUGAACACACAUGUACUGACGUCAUUAGACAUAUUGAAUACAAAUAUACUGACAUCAUAAUACAUUUUGAACACACAUGUACUGACAUCCUUAGACAUAUUGAAUACAAAUAUACUGACAUCAUAAUACAUAUUGAACACAAAUGUACUGACAUCAUUAGACAUAUGAAUACAAAUAUACUGACAUAUAAAUACAUAUUGAACACAAAUUGUACUGGCAUUAUUAUACAUAUUGAACACACAUUUACUGACAUCAUAAUCCAUAUUAUGGCAAAAAAUGUUCUAACUUCAGUGUACAUAUUGAUCACAAAUGUUGUUAACUUUUUUAUAUAUAUUAAUGAAAAAUGUAAGUAAAAUCAUUAUACGUAUUGAACACAAAUGUAAUGACAUAAUUUUAAGUAUUAAACAAACAUGUAUUGACAUCAUUACACAUAUUAAACAAACAUGUAAGAAACACAGAACACAAACUGCUCGGUCUAAUUGCAUUUCAUUAUAGGGAAACGAACCACACUUAAAUUUUUCACACAUGUAACCAGUCCAAAUGCAUGCUCUAUUUAGAAGUCAAGGCUGAUGCUAUAAUAACACAGAACACAAACUGCUCGGUCUAAUUGCAUUUCAUUAUAGGGAAACGAACCACACUUAAAUUUUUCACACAUGUAACCAGUCCAAAUGCAUGCUCUAUUUAGAAGUCAAGGCUGAUGCUAUAAAAAUGAGGUCAAGCGAUCAAUGGUCAGAAAAACGCCAUUUUUAUCACGAUGUAACGCCAAUUUAUGUGUUUGGUAACUUUCGUGGUAGUGUGACGAAGUCGAGCUAACCUAUAAAUGUAAAUGUACUCGCGAUGACCUAAUUAGAACCCCCUUCUCCUCCUUUUGAGGUCAGGACGAGCUAUUUUCCCCAAUUACCGUCACCCCACCUGGAAAGCCACUGAACUUACUGAUAUGUAACGCCCAUCCCCCCCCCCCCCGUUUUUGUUCGCCUCGCAUGGGGUGAGCGAUUAUUGAAAGAAUAUCACGCUUCGGAAUAUUAAGUUCAUUGAAUUCAGAGAUCACGUCGUAGUGAUUAUCCAAUAAGCAAUGAGGAUAGAAUCACUAAAAAGGACGUUGCAAAAGUUAGAAGUUUUCUUUUUCAAGAUCGACUCUUAAGUUAGCACUGUCAACUUAGAGUGCCUUUUAAACCCGGCUUUCUAAAACCUACCUGGUUGCUAGAUCGCCGUAAUGCUGCAGUACAGUCAACUGCGCCUUAGCAGCUGGUUUGAGAAAUCUGUUUCCUGAGGCCUGAGUCCACGAACCCCGCCCAGCAACCCCUCUGGAAGACCAAUCCAUCACCCGCAAGGAUAUGAUCGCAUGCUGAUGGGACUUUACUCACCCGAGAAAUCCUCACAUACACCUACCACAGCGUACUGGGGAAGAGGUUAACCCCGCCCAGCAACCCCUCUGGAAGACCAAUCCAUCACCCGCAAGGAUAUGAUCGCAUGCUGAUGGGACUUUACUCACCCGAGAAAUCCUCACAUACACCUACCACAGCGUACUGGGGAAGAGGUUUCCCAGAAGGUACAGUUGUGACUGGUAUCAUUAACUUUCCUGAACGCCUUAAAAAGCGCUGAGCCCUGAAAUGCCACAAAGUACAAAGGAUCAAGAGUCCACUUCGACGUUGAAUGGAUCUCUGUAUUGUACUGCCGUAGCAUCUAUUUUCGUGAACGCAAUGAGAAGUGCUGAGCCCUGAAAAGCCACGAAGUAAAGUAUUGGAGAAUUCACUGCCACCAUUGUAUUGAUCCCAUUUUAUCACAAUGUUAUUUCUCCCCUUUACGUGAACGCCCUGAAAAGUGACGAAGGAUAGGACCCGAUCAUCCACAUCCACAUUAAAGUGAUCUCAUUAUUAAAUGAUCUUACCAGAUCAUCAGAGCUACUUCAUGAAGUCCUCAAAUACAGUUGUGAUUGGUAUCAUACACUUUCUUGAACGCCAUGAGAAGCGCUGAUUCCUGAGAAGCGACGCAGUAAAGAAUCGGAGGUUCCACCUCCACGUCGAAGUGAAACUACCUUGGAUUGAUCAAGCUAGAUCAUCAAAACGAUUGACUGAUAACUUAAGUCUGAUCGCGAACGAUUGUAAUACAAAGCAAAGCGACUGUUAGGAUUAGAUAUAUGUUAUACUGGAGACCAUUGUAAACAAUUAAAUAGAACCUAGCUUCCUUUAUAUGAUAGUGUAUAUCCCUUACUAUCAUGCCAUAUAUUAAUAAACCUGUAAAUAAAUAAGUUCAUUUGAUUUACUUAAAGGUGUUAUGACGUUUUUGAUAGUUAGGGUAUAAAUGAGUAAAGUAAUUAUGUCCUUUAGUUCAUGAAAUCGAUAUAACAAAAUACCCCUAGACACAUGCAGCUGCGACACUCAUCAAAGAGUUGUUCCACUCCAAACCCCUUUAAUACAAAAGUCAUUUCACCACAGAUAGGACGCUAAAUAAAGAAAAUUUCUGAAAAAAUAAAGCUUUCCAUUGAUAUCAAAUAGGAUGCAGUCAGGAGAUAAUAAGUACCCUACCUGAAUCGAAUCAGUGAAAGUUAAAAGCAUUUUAAAAAUGACUUUUUACUUAUUAAUAGGAUUUAUACAAUAAUUUUUGCUCACUUUUCUUAUAUCUUUAAUAAUUUAUUUAAAUCAUUAAAAAAAAUUUUGAAACCAAAUAUAUAUCAACAUACUAGAAAUACUUUUUGCUCUCUCCAUCACUAGAUCUGCCCCUAAACAUUUGAGGACGAUUGUCAUACAGCAAUGUCUUUUACUUACUGUUAGGUAUUUCCCUAUGGCAUGGGCCUGGGGAGCUGCUCAACAAACUCUUGCCAGAGGAGUAUAGGUAUAGGUAUGGGUCUAGGUCAAGGGGGAACAGGUAUAGUUAUAGCCAGUGGUACAUGUGGAGGUAGAUGUAUAGUUCCCUAUAAGUACGUGUACAGGAGGAGGUAUAGAUGAAGGAAGAGCACGAAUAGGUAUAUGUAUAGGUAGUGGUACAGGUGUAAAAAGAGCACGUUUAGUUAUAGGUAGUGGUAGAGGAGAAGGGAUAAUUAUAGGAAGACGUGUAGAUAUUGUAAAGAUCAUAUGGAGUGAUGAUGUUACUUGUAGUUAUUACUUAUAUUAUGUAUUCACCAUCACAGAUGUCUAUGAUUAUCUAACGAAGCACGAUGGCCAAAACUAAGAGUUUGCAUCACAACAUUUAUUUACUGAUUAAAGUACACCACAUGAAAUAAUACCUCCAUAAAUCAGAGCAAAUAUAAUUGUCAUAAAUUCUUCCACUUCACAUUUGUUGAAUCAACAUUAAGAUGCUGUAUUAUAAAAAAAGUAAUUAUAGCAAGUGCUAAUCAAGAAAUAUAAUCAAACCGCCAUUCAUCCGGGUCUUUCACUGUCUAAUCAAUAACUGCCUAACUUCCUGUCUUUUCUACUUAUCAUUCCGCCGAAAAAGCAUUAAGAUCUAAAUAUUUUAUCUGUGAAAGAUAUAAUAAGAGAAUGAGAUAUAUACACGCGCACAAAUAGACGCAGAGAAAUGGGAAUGCCUUAUUCGAACGUUUAAACCAUUCGGUCACCCAGCCUCGUGAGUUCACUUGCAUAAUAUCUCAUUUCUAUCGCACAGAUUUUUAAUUUUUUUUUUAACCAAGUUGAACUUUGAACCGACCCUGGCACACGUGACACACAUGACUAAUUUUAGAACACGCGUCACAACUGUACAAAAACUAAACAAUCAUUUCAAUUAGCUUUGAUACUCGCUAUAUAUCCCUGUGGAUAUAACUUAAUGACUUCUUUUUGUAUUCAGUUACCUAUAACAAGCAUUACAAAUACCUUAACCAUGACAAGUUCCAUACGGUACCGUUUUAGUUAUGUCAGAGUUAGCCCUCUACAACAAUCACUCGCACAUAUAAAGAAGUUAUGUUUUAAAUGUUAUCCCAUUACAAUCGAUUUAAAUAAUUAAAAUAGGACAUAAUUCUACAUCUAUUAAUUCAAGUCAAAACUAUUGCGUUGUCUCAGUGGCGUAACUAGGGGGGUGCGGAAAGCACCGGGUGACACCAUCUCAGGGGUGACACUAAAUUGAAAAAUUGCAUAUUUACAGAGAAACAACUUUUCGGUCUAAUCAAAUCUCAUAAAAGAAUAACCGAUCCCAUGUAAAUUUCCCACACAGUUUACCAAUCCACAUGCGUGCUUUAUUAAAAGUUCAAGGUUGAUGCCUCAUAAAUGGGGUAACCCUAUAAUUAGGUCAGAAAAACACCGUUUUCAACAGGAAUGAAGUGUUUGUUAACUUUCGUAAGUGAAAGGAAGCUAUAUUGAUCUACAUUCUGAGAAAUAAAGCUUUCCGUUGAUACCAAAUACGAUCUGGUCGAGCGGUUCUCAGUACAUAAAUCAAAUCUGUAAAAACUCAACACGUUAAAAGAUUACACUUUACCCACUUAAAGUGUAAACAAAAUAAUAUUUUUAGAAGAUUUUAAUAACUUUUGUUUCAAUGUAAAAAAUGGUUUUUGAAUCGAAAUAUAUUAAAACUAAGAAAUACUUAAAACUAAAUGUUAUCGCCGAUUAGCCACUCACACUUUGAAAUCCCCCUUUAACCGUUAGCACUUUUGAAAUACAGCACAAGGUCAUUUACGUGCUGUCUGUGAUUUCACGUUUAUCUGCUACAUUUUCACAUCGGCUCAUCUACUUACGGAAGUUAAUCUUAUACAGCAGUAUCUGCACACCAAAGGCUUUACUCUUAAGAAAGUGGUGACCAACCUAGAGAUUUUAAGAUUGUUUUUCCAAGAGAAGGGCUGUAACUUGGUGGAACAUGCUAUUGAAAAGGCACUUUUAAAAUAAGAAAAAUUAUGGAAUUUCUGUAAAAAGACGAUUAAGGUUUAAGAACAGAAAUGCAGGAGAACAGUUUAUUGAUGUCGGACUUUCAAUGGCUAAAGAAAACAAAUUGGAGAUGGAGAUGCUGGAAUGUAUUGAUUGCUUUCAUUCUGAACCCAAGAACGGAUCAUAUAUAAUAAAGAAAUUAUCAGAUAUUUCUGGGCUGUUCAACCGACGAGUCUACUAUCAGCUUGUGAAGAAGAGUUAUUGAUGUCCAUUACUAAAUUAAACUCUUUCUAUGUUGAAUUAUCAGAAAAUGAAAAAAAAAUUUAUUAAGGCUUAGAAUACAGCUAAACGCAGCUGAUAUUGAAUUUCACAAAGUCAUGGAUUGGUCAGCAUUGGAUGUAUUUAAAUUCAGAGCUAAAUGAGACUUCUUAGAAUCUUUUCCAGUACUCUCGGUAAGCCUUCAAUUGUUUGUUACGAUAUGUAUGUAUGUGGCUGCAUGUAAUGAAAUCUUUUCAAAAUAAGGCUUAUCAGGAACUAGAUACGAACCCCCAUGGGACAGUAAAGGCUUUUAAAUCUGGCUCUCUUAUCAAUUAAAAUAGGUACGGUGAAUGAUAUUGAUUUUGUUUAGGUGAUUGACUUAUUUGAAGCUUUGAAAAACAGAAAAAAGAAAAAUAUUAAUACAGUCAAUUUAAUGUAACAAGAACGAUAACGUAACACUGUUACAGUUCUAUUAUGGUGGACAAGCGGACUGGACCGUACCGAUAGCCAGUCAAGGAAACAGCGCGCAUGCACAGAGAGACUGGAGAGAGUGUGUGUGUUUAUGAACCGUGUUCCGGAUGCAAGCAGAAAGUCAACACUUGAUUGAGAACUUGUAUUUAUGUAUAUAUAUAUGUUUAUGUUACUGGUUUGAAAUAAAAACAAUGAAAACAUAACAAAAUGGUUGCCAGUAUAAACAAAACAGUGAGGUAUCGACCAGCAUCAACAACACAGUAUGAUGGUCUGUAUUAACUCAAUACAAAACUCAGUACAACUCAGUACAACAGAGUGAUAGUUUGAUACGCACGAGUGAGUUCACGGGACGGAGGAAGUAAAUACACAAUGGAGUCAAAUCUGAGCCAAGCUGACAUUAUCCAGAAGCUCAUACAGCAGAACGAGCUACUUUUGAAACUAGCAAAAGGUAAUACGGCUACUAAUAUGAAGUUUACACAUUUCAAUAGUAACUACUACAAGUUACCUUGGUGUUGGCAAAUAAUGAGCCAAAGGAAUGGCAGGCACACAUUUUUUUAAUAAGCCAGACGCCAGAGCUGCAUAAAAUGUUAUCAACCAUCUUACAACAAAAAGAACCACCACAAAAUUUAAAUGACUUGAACAAAGAAGAUAUAUAUAGAAUAAUGAUGGAUCAAUUUGAUCCCACCAAAUUUGUAAUCAGAGAAAGGUUUAAAUUUUGGUCUGAUUCUAGAAGAAAACUGGGGCAAACAAUCAAAGAAUUGGCAGCUAGGAUCACACAGGAUGCAGCGACUUGUGAGUUUAGUAAUAUCAAAAAUCCUCUAGAUGAAGCUUUACGAACAAGAUUCAUGUGCUCUGUAAAGAAUGAGGCCGUAUUGAAAAUUUUGUUUAGGAUGAAGGACACUGAAGUGUCAUUCAACAAGGCAGUUGAAAUAGCUGUUGAAACAGAUGAGGAAGCGAAACGUGCCAAAGAAACAGUCCAGGAAGAAACGCCUAUCAAUAAAAUUCAGACACAAAGAAAGAAGCAACAUCAGACGGCAGAGAAAUUUUCUCCAUCUCAAAGACAAGAAUUUCCGAGUGGAACUUGUGAAAGUUGUGGAGUAAGAGGCCAUAAAGGAAAUAUCUGCAGGUACAAAGUCGUGAUCUGCCGCUUUUGCCACAAAAGAGGACAUCUAGAAAGAGUUUGUCUAAAUUAGAAAGAGAAUGCUCCCAAAAAGAAACCGAUUCAUCUCAAAAGAAUAAGAAGGCAAAACCAAAUAAAAACUAUCCCGCCCAUUAUUCAGGAACUCAUUUUAGAAGGAAAGAGGUUUGCAUUUGAAAUUGACACUGGAGCCGGAGAAACUUUUAUGUCUGAAUCUAUUUGGCGAAAGCUGGGACAACGCACAUUGAGCCCAGUAUCGGUCAAGUACGAGUCAGCAAAUGGUGACCUACUUAAUGUUUUGGGAAGUGUACAGAUAAAGGCUGAAGCAGGGGAAAUAACUACAAAUUUGUUAUUUGUAGUACUGAAAAAUAACAACGUAAAUUUGUUGGGAAGAACGGCAAUAAAGAACCUCAGGAUUUCAAUAGACGCACUGUUUCAAACAAGGACAAAUUACAUUGCUAAUCAAAACUCAUUGAUUAAAGCUCGUGAAAAAAUCCGUAAGUCAACUGAAGAUUGCAAUGCGGAUGCUCUUAGUCGUCUACCCUCAGGGCCUGAUGACAAUUUUGACGUUGAAGAAAGUGAAUCAGACAUGGAUUCUGUUUGUAUGAUCAAACAAAUCAGUUUACAGAUCAGACCAACAGACCCAGGAGUCCUUGCUAAAGAGUCACUUAAAGAUUCUACUGUGUCUACAGUAAUGAGAUAUUGUCAAGAGGGCUGGCCGUCCUCUAUAAACAAAGAACACUUGAACUAGAAUGCAACUAAUAUAGCAGCUUUUAAAAAUAUUCAAGACUCACUCUCGUGGAGUCGAAUUGUCUAUUUUAUAGUUCGAGAAUUGUGGUACCAAAAAUACUACAAGCUCAAGUUCUCCAAAUCCUGCAUACAGGACAUUUUGGAAUUGAGCAGAUGAAACAGUUAGCAAGAUCAUCUGUAUAUUGGCCCGGACUUGAUACUCAAAUCAUGGAGAUAGGUCGAACAUGCCAAGCAUGUGCAGAACAAGCCAGAAACCCAAACAAAGCAAGUAUCCACCCAUGGAUGCUGCCAGAAAAACCAUGGAGUCGAGUGCAUAUCGAUCAUGCCAUUAACUUUAAGGGAUCUCAUUGGCUGGUGGUGAUAGAUGCUUAUUCAAAGUACCCGUGUAUCCACAGGACAACAUCUACAUCGACCAAAGCUACCAUUGAUCUUCCGGAGGAAGAUUUUGUUCAUUUCGGUUAUCCACACACCAAAGUCAGUGACAAUGCUACUUGCUUCAUCUCAGAAGAAUUUCAGCAUUGGUGUAAGGAGAAGGGUAUUGUACAUCUUGCAGGCGCUCCCUAUCAUCCUGCUACAAAUGGAGCUGCCGAACGACUGAUUCAAAGUUUCAAGAGUUCACUAAAGAAAUCCUCAUUACCUUUAAAGGAAUCUCUACAAGACUUUCUGCGUCAGUAUCGUAGGACACCAUUGGCAAAUGGAUUAUCACCUAGCCAACUGCUGAAUAAUCGGCAAAUAAGUACACUUAUUGAUACCCUAGUUCCCUCUCCUGCCCAUCGAGCACAAGGACAGCAUCUUAAAGAAAUAGCCGUCCGCCAUGGGACAAAAAGAAGUACUAGUCGAACAUUUAACCGGGGAGAUCCAUGUUACGUCAGAGUAUAUAGAACAGAAACAGACUCAAAACCACGAUGGGCUCCCGGUACAAUCAUCCAAGUUAUGGGUCCACGUCUCUUCAAGGUAAAGAUUUAUCCAAAUGGUCCCAUUUGGAAGAGACAUUUAGACCAACUUCGCCCCAGGUACGGAGCAGAAGAAGAUUCAGAACCAGGUUUGGAUAUAAUGACAGAAAAUCUUUAUCCAACAGCUCAGGCAGCCCUGAGUCAUCAACCGUCUACACAUCCAGCAACUCCAAGUCAGCCUAAGAAGAAGAUUAACACUCGACAUCCAAGACCUUCAGACUAUGUCAUUCCCAGAAGAUCUCAAAGACAACGGCGAGCACCAUUGGUACCGGACUUGUAAUUGUUCGGGGAGGUGUAAUGGUGGACUAGCGGACUGGACCGUACCGAUAGCCAGUCAAGGAAUCAGCGCGCAUGCGCAGAGAGACUGUAGAGACUGUGUGUGUUUAUGAACCGUGUUCCGGAUGCAAUCAGAAAGUCAACACUUGAUUGAGAACUUGUAUUUAUGUAUAUAUAUGUUUAUGUUACUGGUUAGAAAUAAAAACAAUGAAAACAUAACAAGUUCUUAAAUACAUCUACCUCUUGAAAUUCAAUUAUUAUUUUUUAUGUUUCUUUUUAUUGCUAUACUACGGACUUAUUUUAACAUGAAGAACACCAUCGUGGCAGUCGGGAGGGGAGAUGACUCCAUGAAUUUACCGCACCGAGUGACACCGAGCCUAGCUACGCACUACGUCAAGCUAUCGAGCUGAUAUUUAGCACAUAGACUCGUUGCCAAUGAAAACACAUUCUAUUAAAUUAUUUCAGCCCCAUCCCCAAACCUCAAAACCCAAAGGUCAGCGUUACCUGUUUUUUCAAGGGAAACAUGAAACACGCCAAAUAAGAUUUAAAAAAAAAAAAACAACAAAAAAUUUCAGUAAAUGCUUUUGGUGCGUAAUACUUCCUUUGUUUUUCUGAAAUAGUAGGUGUAAUAAAUCUGUUUGUACAAAAGCGGGCGGGUCAUUAAAUGUAAAAAUAUUUCAGGGGCGUGAACAAAAAUGUGCGGUUGCGAGUCUUGAGGGGGAAAGGUGAGCACUAAUUGUGAUUCUUAUAAUUGCAUUAGUUUUAUGCAUGUUUUGUCAACUUUUCAGCCCUAACCCGCCCAUUGCUAAAUAUUACAUUUUACGAAGUAUUCAUAUAAAAAACUAUGUGUGCGUUUAAUGUGUUAAAAAAAACAACAAAAAAACAUGUUUAGGUUAUUUUUUUAUACGGUUUUCUAAGGGGGGGGGGGGUAUGGAUUUAUAUAGCCCCAAAAUAGAGAUGGCUGAAAAAAAGAAUGAAUAUAAAUAUCAAUUCAAUAAAUUCAUCCUCAAAGGAUUUUAUGUAAUUCAUUAUAGUUGGAAGGGACGUGGAGAUGACUCCACUUCAUAAAUUAGAUACGGUACAUCAUAAAUAAGAUACAUCAUAAAUAAGAUACAUUUUAAAUAAGAUGUAUUAUAGUUAUGAUGCUUGAUGGACAAGAUACAUCUUAGACAAGAUACAUCAUAGGCAUAAUACAUCUUAGACAAGAUACAUUUUAGACAAGAUACAUCAUAGGCAUAAUACAUCUUAGACAAGAUACAUUUUAGACAAGAUACAUCAUAGGCAUAAUACAUCUUAGACAAGAUACAUUUUAGGCAAGAUACAUCAUAGACAAGAUACAUAUUAAAGACAAGUUACAUCAACGAUUAGUUACAUCACUGACAAGAUACUUACAUCAUAUUAAAGUUGCAUCAUAGAUAAGAUUCGUCAAGACAAAAUAUUGAUUAAACUCGUAUGAUUAUUAUUAUUAUAUCUUACUUCCGGACAAGGUAUGCCAAAACGACUGAUCUCAAGAAGAGAAAUAAAGAUUUAAAAAUUCUCCUUAGUGUAUCAGUACCAUGGUCUGCACCCAAGCCUUUCGCUGCAAUCGUGGCUAGAGAAGACAGUCGAAAUGAAUUUAUCUCGAAUGCCAUCACUUACUUAAGAAAACAUAAAUUCGAUGGCCUUCAUAUUGAUUGGUGGUAUCCAAAUAAAGAUGGAGUUACAGAGGAAAAAAAACAUUUAACUGCUUUCCUGAAGGUAUGGGUAAAAUCUCUAAUAUUAAUUUUUCUUUUAAUAUGAUUGCUUCCAUUGCCCGUUAGCACGCAACACACAAAUGUCGAUAACUACAAUGAAUGACAUCUUUAAAAAAAAUAUAAUGCAAAUUCGAUCGGUACGUAAUAUUUUCUUUUCAUUUACGGAAAUAGAAAUGGUCUCAAUUUAAAUAUGGCGUAGUAAAAAUUAGGUUUAAAAGUAGCUAGAAUAUAAGAUUAUUAAUAUAGAAAUAAUAAUUGUGCAGUGGCGUAUCAUGGGGAGGGGGGGAAGUGUGUAUAAAAAAUGUGGAUUCUUAUUUGUGCGUUAAAAAUACUUGCGUUCAUAUUUUGUCAUGCCACUUUAGUAAAUAGGAAUUUUAUGCAAUGCUGUCACCGAUGUUUAGCAAUUAAUAAGUGAUGAAAUAUUAUUUCACAAGCUUAUUUUUUGUAUUUUAAUUAAUAUUUGGACUCUAUCAUUUCAUGGUAGAAUAUGGGCUUUAGAUUCAGUGAAAAUUUAAGGACAUAUUUUUUGAGUGAUAACAUUAUUAUUUUAAAAAUACCGCACUAUUAAAUUCUCAAUAUUGUUCCCACAACAUUUAGAUAACGUUUCUGUAUUGAAAUGUUUCUUGAACAAAACCACUAUCCAUAUCUACAUAAAUUAAUGUAACUGCACAGAACCACCAUCAACGUAUACAUGAAUUGAUAUGCCUGCACAGAACCACCAUUCACUUAUUCUUGAAUUGAUAUGCCUGCAAAGAACCACAAUCCACGUAUACGUAAAGUGGAUAUACCUGCACAGAACCACCAUGCACAUGUACAUGAAUUUGAUAUACCUGCACAUAACCACUGUCCACUUAUACACGAAUGUAUAUACCUACACAGAACCACUGUCCACUUAUACACGAAUGUAUUUACCUGCACAGAACCACUGUCCACUUAUACACGAAUGUAUUUACCUGCACAUAACCACUGUCAACUUAUACACGAAUGUAUUUACCUACACAGAACCACUGUCCACUUAUACACGAAUGUAUUUACCUGCAUUGAACAUGGUGCAUUUCGUCAAAAUUACUUUUAUUUUAAACUAUAAAUGUAGCAGUAAAUAUCGCUGCGUUAUUUCAAAAAAUCUACGCUUUUAAAUUACGUUUCAAAUUUAAAAAAAAAAUUACUAGUAAAUUUAUACUGAUCAUCAACUUAGCGAUUGGUUUUCGACGCGCAAUGGUUUUAUUUUUAUUUUCGAUUUUUACGAAUGAUUUUGCAGGUGGCGUCUGAGGCGUUUCAAAAUAAUUCGAUAGAAACUGGAAAAUCAAGACUCCUACUUAGCGUAAUUGGUAACCCUUCUCAAGUUGGCUAUUACGAGGUCUCCAAAAUUGCAAGGUAUUUUAUGUUUCAGUAUUGCCAAGUGAUUGAUAAACUUUCAAAAAGGGAAAAGUGAGGGGGGAGAGGUUAAAAUGGACAGCUUUUAUUUUGCACUCAAAGAAUUAUGUAUUAAUGUUUAAAUUUGUUGGAUAGAAGUAUAAUUUAAAUUGAUUGUUGUUGUUUUAACACUAUGGAAAUGUUAUUUCGUUAUUGCAAUUUUCCCAAAAUUAUCUUGAUUCAGAAAAACAAUUUGAUAAUCAUUUCUGAGCCUUUAACUUAAAUAUAAUUUUCAAACUAGCAGGAUAACUUGCUUUAAUUUAUUAAAAAGGCAAUUUAUGAAUAUAGAAUUAUAAAUAAUUUUUAAAAUAUUUUAUACAAAAUAGGUAUGUGGACAUGAUGAACAUUGUUGGCUUUAGGUUCUUUGGUUCAUGGAACUCACACAUAAGUCAUCACAGUCCUCUAUACGGAGACGACAGCAGCGUGGUAAAGAAAUGACGUCAUAUAUUUUCACUUGUUUAUUGAAUACUCUCAUUCCAAAAGGAAAUGUAAAAUACCUUUGUUAUUUCAAAAAUAAGAUGUUUUCUGCUCAUAAUGCUUAAGAUUUAAACUCAACACAUAGUUAAAAUAGUGCGUAAUGCUUUAAUGGUCUGGCUUUAAUAGGUGUUUUAAGAUCAAUUUACAAUCCCGAUUGUUUUUCACAAUUUUCUUUACGAAUGGUUACAUGUUUGAUUUACAAAAAAACAACAACAUAUGUUAAUAAGUAAUUAAAAAAUUUAAUUACAAUCAUCCAAAAAAUUAAUAUGGAAAAAUAUGUAUUUAGUUGCAGGGACGUCAUUUGGGUAGGGCAGGGUGGGCAUUCGCCCCCCCCCCCCACCGUGAUUGUGCAUGUAUUAUUUAAAUUGCAAUGUACUGUGACGCCUCCAGUAAUAAGUAACUUAACAAGUGACCAGGUUUUGUGUUUAGCUAUUUGAAAUUAAAUGUGUUUAGUGCCAUAACAUUAUGUGUUAAGCUGUAUGACAAUAUAUAUUGUAUAUAUUUAACUGUGUUUAGCUUUAUGACAAUAUAAGUUGUAUGUAUGAAACUGUUAGUGUUAAGCUAUAAUACAAUGUACAUUUUUUGUAUUAAACUGCAGUGAUUAGCUGAUGACUAUGUAUAUUGUAUGUAUUAAACUGUAUGUGUUUAGAUGUAUGGCUAUUCAAAUUGUGUGGAUUAAAAGGAUGAAAUGCAUGUGUUUAGUUCUAUGACUAUUAUAUAUUCUCCAUGACAUUAUAUAAUUGAACUUUAGGGUAGGGCAACACAGUUAUAUAUAAUUUGGAAAAUUCUGGUUAGGGCUUCCUUCAAAUACAGAUGUGGAUGACAUUAGUAAUAAAAUAAUAGAAAUAUCAGAACCAAUUAGAUCUCAUAGAGCCAAAAGUACAGUUUUUUUUACAAAAUUCUUCUAAAGCUCUAUUUUUUUAAAAACAUUGGUAUGUUCCUAAAUGCAAAAAAACAAACAUAAAAAACAAAAACUUUUGUUUGUAUUUUAUAAUUUGACUAAAAAUUGAGGAGUGCUCAAUGACGCAACAUCAGCACGUGUCCAAAUUAGCGCGCAAAAGUGACUUUAAUUUUAGCAGGUACAUAAGGAUUCUGGACUCAUAAUAAAUACUGAUCUCAAAUAUAAAAACUGAACUCGUAUAUUACACUGUUCUAAUGUAUAUAUAAAUACAAUACUCAUAUGUAAAUACUGAACUCAUAUAUAAUACUCUUCUCAUGUAUAUAAAAAUACAAUCCUCAUAUAUACAUACUGAACUCGUAUAUAAUACUGCUCUCAUGUAUUUACAAACGCAUUCCAAUAUUAUUUCAGGCCAGCUCAUUACAAUUGUGGAAGAAAAAUGGAAUGCCUGCUGAGAAAUUAAAUUUAGGUAUAGCUUUUUAUGGUGUGUAUGUUCAUGUGGAGAACAAAACGCAUUAUUCUGACCGCAUGAAAAUUGUCCACGUUGGAAAGCCACUUUACACUUCACAGAGCGAGGGGUUGAUAUCAUUUGGUCNAAUUUGUAUAAACUGAUAUAUCAAUAAUUAAUUCGAUUUUAUUAGUUAAAUAAAGACUGUUAUGUAGCACAAUUUCCUGUGCGUGAACUUUCAUCGACCUCGCAGUACACUCCUAGCAGACAGUAACGUCUGUUGUGGGCGUGGUUAAAUCUCUUUGAUGUAUCUUGUUUACAAUCGGCUUCCAAUGACACAUUGCGUAGUUGUCUCCUGGUAUCUUCUCGAAUGUGCUCCUUAACCCGAGAUAUGUAAACAACACGUCCAAAGUCCUACGCUACAUGUAUAUAAAGGAUUGACAGAUACGAAGAGAGGAGAUUCAGAUAUAUAUUAAUUUUACGAGGCGUGUAUUAUUCCUUGUGUAUUGUUUUUUGUGUAUUUGUGUGCUCAUACUCAUAUGUGUUUAUUUCGCAUUAUUCAUUGGUACAUUAUUCUAUCUGUGUUAACUGUGUACCAGUACAAGAUCUACCAUACUGUAAGUUGAAGAUUGUAAUUAUAUUUUCUUUUCUUUUGUAAUCAUCUUAAGAAUUAAAAAAUCUUAUUAAUUGUAGCUAGAAACUGUUUUGGGUCGCAUCUUUAAUAUUGUUGAUUCUAUGGUAUCGUCCUUUGUUAGGCACUGUUUACAACGAGCCAAAUUAAAAUUAAAAUAUGAGAUUAAAUUCUGCCAAUACAAGUCAGUGCGUAACAAAGACAAUUAUUUAAACUGAUAAAAUCUCAUUGCAACGUCAAGAUUAAUUUAAAUCAAAACCAAAUGAACAGAUUCAAACCUGCUAUCGCAUUGUUGAAAGACAGUUUUCUUAUUGCAUUUAACCAAGUCGACAUUGACAAAAUGAUGUUUUGUGGUGUCUUGUCAGCUUGUACGCCGCGCAUGAGUUUAUUCAGCUAAAUAUUUUCCGCUUCAUUGACGUAUGUAUUCUUAGUUGUGGUGUGCUGAAAUUUGUAAGUGUCUGACUUAAAGUGGCUAUAUAUGGAAAUGUGGCCAAAUUGAGCAUUCACUUUAUGUCAUUCUGUUUCAACGGCUGUCUAUGUUAGCUCUAACUCAGUUAUGACAUGGUGAAUUUAAUUCAUGUAUUAAAUAAAAUUACCAUACCGCUUGGAUCAUAAAGCUUUACUUUCAGUUUGAUCUGAGGUUUCCGUUUCCACAACUUUGUUUCAUUACUAAUAAUUAGGGCUUAGCUGGGUUCAAUUGUUGUAAUCCAAUCCUAGUUGAGGUAUUUUAUAACAAUACGUGGCGUGUCUGAGUCUAGUACAGAUAUUGACUUAUCAUUAACAGUCAGUAUCAUCAGUCUUUGAGUAUCAUCAGUCAUUCAGUCAGUAUCAUCAGUUAGUCAGUAUCAUCUCUCAGUUAGUCAGUAUCAUCAGUCAAUAUACAGCGUCAUUCAGUCAGUAUCAUGAGUCAGUCAGUAACAUCAAUCAGUUAGUAGCAUCAAUCAGUCAGUAUCAUCGGUCAAAUGUAUCAAUAUUCAGUCAGUAAAAUCAGUCAGUUAGAAUCAUCAAUCAGUCAUUAUCAUUAGUCAGUCAGUGUGAUCAGUAAGUCAGUAUUGGAAAUGCAAUAUUAGUUGUAAAAAGAUAGGUCAUGGUCAUAAUCAAAGGUAUGCAUCUUGUUAAAACAAAGAAUUGCAGAAAAUUAGCAACAACUAUACAAAAUUUUGUUUCUUCAGAUCUUUUAAAUAAAUUUAACCAACAUUUUGUUUUGCAUCAAUCUCUAUUCAAGUUUCUUUUAUUUUUUUUUUUUAAAAGUAAGCUAAAAUGUACAGAACAUUUUAUUAAAACUGCGAAAAAAUUUUUAUUAUCUGGACCUGGUUCCGUGUUUUGAAGGGUUUAUUUCUUAUCAGCACACGGCUUAGUCCCACCAAAAUUGUUAGAGUAGGUUUAUUUCUUACCACAACCCACUAAGUCCCACUUAAAAUGUUAGAUAUGGUUCAUUUCUUAUCAGCACCCGGCUUAGUCCACUAAAAAUGUCAGAUAAUGUUUAUUUCUUAUCACAACUCGGCUUAAAACCACUAAAAAGGUUAGAUUUGGUUCAUUUCUUAUCGGGACCCAGCUUAGUCCCAAUACAAAUAUUAUAUUAGGUUCCUUUCUUAUCAGAUUCAACUUAAUCUCACUAAAAUGUUCGAUUAGAUUAUUCCUUAACAGCCCUUAUCUGCAUUCGGCGUAAACCCACUAAAAAAGUUAGAUUGUGCUCAUUUCUUAUCGGUACCCGGCGUUGUUCUCAAAAAAAUAUUAGACUGGGAUUAUUUCUUAUCAGAAUUCCCAAAGUUCCACUAAAAAUAUUAGAUUUGAUUCAUUUCUUGUCCUGUACCCGGCUUUGUCCAAAAAUUUUUUUAGAUUUGGUUCACUUCUUAUCAGCACUCGGCUUAGUUAAACUAAAAAUGUUAAAAUAGAUUCUUUCUUAUCAGCACUGGCUUAGUCCGACUUAAAAUGUUAGAUUUGGUUCAUUUCUUAUCAGCACUCGGCUAAGUCCCACUGAAAAUGUUAGAUUAAGAUCAUUUCUUAUCAGUACUCGGCUUAGUUCCACUUAAAAUGUUAGAUUAGGAUCAUUUCUUAUCAGCACUCGGCUUAGUCCCACUAAAAUGCUAGAUUAGGUUCAAUUCUUAUCAGCAUCAGGCUUAGUCCCACUAAAAUGUUAGAUUAGGUUCAUUUCUUAUCAGCACUCGGCUUAGUCUUACUAAAAAUGUUAGAUUAGGUUCAUUUCUUAUCAUCACUCGGCUUAGUCCCACUAAAAUGUUAGAUUAGGUUUAAUUCUUAUCAGCACUCGGCUUAGAAACACUAAAAUGUUAGAUUAGGUUCAAUUGUUAUCAGCAUCAGGCUUAGUCCCACUAAAAUGUUAGAUUAGGUUCAUUUCUUAUCAGCACUCAGCUUAGUCCCACUAAAAAUGUUAGAUUAGGUUCAUUUCUUAUCAUCACUCGGCUUAGUCCCACUAAAAAUAUUACAUUAGGUUCAUUUCUUAUCAUCACUCGGCUUAGUCCCACUAAAAUAUUAGAUUAGGUUCAUUUCUUAUCAUCACUCGGCUUAGUCCCACUAAAAUGUUAGAUUAGGUUCAUUUCUUAUCAUCACUCGGUUUAGUCCCACUAAAAUGUUAGAUUAGGUUCAUUUCUUAUCAUCACUCGGCUUAGUCCCACUAAAAAUAUUAGAUUAGGUUCAUUUCUUAUCAGCACUCGGCUUAGUCCCACUAAAAAUGUUAGAUUAGGUUCAUUUCUUAUCAUCACUCGGCUUAGUCCCACUAAAAAUGUUAGAUUAGGUUCAUUUCUUAUUAUCACUCGGCCUAGUCCCACUAAAAAUGUUAGAUUAGGUUCAAUUCUUAUCAGCAUCAGGCUUAGUCCCACUAAAAUGUUAGAUUAGGUUCAUUUCUUAUCAUCACUCGGCUUAGUCCCACUAAAAAUGUUAGAUUAGUUUCAUUUCUUAUCAUCACUCGGCUUAGUCCUAUUAAAAAUAUUAGAUUAGGUUCAUUUCUUAUCAGCACUCGGCUUAGUCCCACUAAAAAUAUUAGAUUAGGUUCAUUUCUUAUCAGCACUCGGCUUAGUCCCACUAAAAAUGUUAGAUUAGGUUCAUUUCUUAUCAUCACUCGGCUUAGUCCCACUAAAAAUGUUAGAUUAGGUUCAUUUCUAAUUAUCACUCGGCCUAGUCCCACUAAAAAUGUUAGAUUAGGUUCAAUUUUUAUCAGCAUCAGGCUUAGUCCCACUAAAAUGUUAGAUUAGUUUCAUUUCUUAUCAGCACUCGGCUUAGUCCCACUAAAAAUGUUAGAUUAGGUUCAUUUCUUAUCAUCACUCGGCUUAGUCCCACUAAAAUGUUAGAUUAGGUUCAUUUCUUAUCAUCACUCGGCUUAGUCCCACUAAAAUGUUAGAUUAGGAUCAUUUCUUAUCAGCACUCGGCUUAGUCCCACUAAAAAUAUUAGAUUAGGUUCAUUUCUUAUCAGCACUCGGCUUAGUCCCACUAAAAAUGUUAGAUUAGGUUCAUUUCUUAUCAUCACUCGGCUUAUUCCCACUAAAAAUGUUAGAUUAGGUUCAUUUCUUAUUAUCACUCGGCCUAGUCCCACUAAAAAUGUUAGAUUAGGUUCAAUUCUUAUCGGCAUCAGGCUUAGUCCCACUAAAAUGUUAGAUUAGGUUAAUUUCUUAUCAGCACUCGGCUUAGUCCCACUAAAAAUGUUAGAUUAGGUUCAUUUCUUAUCAUCACUCGGCUUAGUCCUACUAAAAAUAAUAGAUUAGGUUCAUUUCUUAUCAUCACUCGGCUUAGUCCCAGUAAAAUGUUAGAUUAGGUUCAUUUCUUGUCAGCACUCGGCUUAGUCCCACUAAAAAUAUUAGAUUAGGUUCAUUUCUUAUCAGCACUCGGCUUAGUCCCACUAAAAAUGUUAGAUUAGGUUCAUUUCUUAUCAUCACUCGGCUUAGUCCCACUAAAAAUGUUAGAUUAGGUUCAUUUCUUAUUAUCACUCGGCCUAGUCCCACUAAAAAUGAUAGAUUAGGUUCAAUUCUUAUCAGCAUCAGGCUUAGCCAUACUAAAAAUGUUCUCUAGGUUUUUUUUUUUAAAAGGCGUAUGCUCGUUAAUUUAAAAAAAAAAAAAAAAAAAAAGCGCUGUUUAAACUUUAGGGGUGGGGGGUUGGGGGAUUGUUUCAAUUUUAUGACUACCUCGUCUGUACUCUCAGUCAGUAUACUAAUUAUUAUGAUUUUUUUCAUUAUAACUUUUAUCCUCGCUUCAUAACGUUUGAUGAAUAGAAAUAUUAAAAUAAAAAAUUGGAAGGUUUUGUAUUUAUUCUAAUUACCUUAACAUUGAUAAUUGUAAUUUACAUAGUGAAUAAAAUAAAAUAAAUUAUUUCUAUUAAACUUAUAGUAUACAUGUUAAAUAAAUUAGAAAGUUGAGUUAAUGUAAAUUAAAUAGUAUAGUAUGGUCCUUACAAAUUGCCAUUUUGGAUACGUGCCUGCGGAGGCGUUUGAGGUGGGUCAAUCAAUGAAUCAAGGAUGCUGAUUGAAUUGUUACGUUCAAUUUGAUUUUAAUUAAUAAUCUUCCUUUUUUUGUGUAACAUGUUUUUAAUGAUUAAAUUAAUAUUUUACUUGUGUGUUUUUUUAAUAUUAUAAUUUAAUUUUAUUAGUGUUUAAUAAGUUAAUUUUCAGUAAAUCUCUCGAAAUAUUAUACUUCUGACGUGGAUUAAAAAGCUUCGAUAAAAAUUAUUGAUAUUUUUUUUACAAUUUUUCAGAUCUGCAAAUUGAUAGUUGAUCAAAAUAAAGUGCAUAGACAUACAAAAGAACGUGUGCCCUCUUACUUUAAUGAUGGCCUGUGGUUGGGCUUUGAUGACAGGAUUA
This is a messenger RNA of Lymnaea stagnalis (great pond snail), 23792 nucleotides long. The record is from the annotation of a GenBank genome assembly. Lineage: Eukaryota; Metazoa; Mollusca; Gastropoda; Lymnaeidae.